This is a messenger RNA of Funneliformis mosseae, 152 nucleotides long. Lineage: Eukaryota; Fungi; Glomeromycota; Glomeromycetes; Glomerales; Glomeraceae. The record is from the annotation of a GenBank genome assembly.
AACUUCGUUUGAAAUUUAAAUUGGAAAAGGUUAUUUUUCGAAAAGCUCCUCCAUCUUUUCCAAUAGCCUUGACCAAUUUUCAUCUUCCUCAAAUGCUUGCUUCUUCUUUUCAACUUUUCUUAGAACCAUUUAUCUUCUUUCUCAACUUCUAG